Messenger RNA from Mauremys reevesii (Reeves's turtle), 1238 nucleotides. RefSeq lists its product as uncharacterized. The transcript is spliced from 2 exons. The record is from RefSeq and is a predicted model, not a curated record. Lineage: Eukaryota; Metazoa; Chordata; Testudines; Geoemydidae. The coding region runs from base 263 to 1237 and encodes 324 amino acids.
UCAUCCCCGCUCCAUAAAUUCCUUUGGAAUUUUGAAAGUCCCCUUCCUGUUUGCUCGGUGAUGUGUGUAGUGGUCUCAGCACAUCUUUCCAGGUGGCAGUGCCUGCUCCACAUAACAGCCUGAUCCCCUGCUUGGAGCAAUGCCGAGCUGCUGGACCUCAUCAGCAUUUGGGAAAAGGAGGUUGUCUAGUCCCAGCUGCGCUCCAGCCGUAGGAAUUAUGAUACCUACAGACAGAUUUCACGAUGUAUGACAGAAAGGGGCCAUGACCGGGACACAUUGCAGUUCAGGAUCAAAGUUAAGGACCUGCAGAAUGCACACAACAAGGUGUAGGAUGCAAACCACUGCUCCGGUGCUGCGCCGGUUCUACAAAGAGCUGGACGCAAUACUCAGCGGCAAGUCCACCUCCACUGUGAAGACCACUGUGGAUACUUCAGUGGCUCACAUGCCAGUCGAAAGUGAACGGAGCCAGGAGGAGAAAAUCUUGGAUGAGGAGGGGGACCCAGAGGAAGAGGAUGACUCUGAGGUCAGAGAUACAUGCAGCCAGGAGCUCUUUUCUACCCCAGAGGAGGCUAGCCAGUCUCAGCUAUCAGAUGUUGGUGAAGUGCAAGCAGGAGAGGAGGCCCCUGAGAUGAUCUUGGGAGCCCAGCCUCCCUCUUUGUUAUUGGCAGCUGAAUGGCUGUGCAGAAUUAGAAGGCAGCCGAGAAGAGCUAAGGAGGACUUUCUGCGUGAUGUUAUGAUGCACUCAGUCACUGAGAAACAAAAAUUGAAGGAGUGGCAGGACAGCGAGAAGAGGGACCGAAAGGAGAAUGCCAGAAUGAAGCCAUGGAGCGGUUAUGGAGUACCAAGCAGACACACUCCAAGCGAUACUAGCUCUGCAAACCAAGCAGCUUCGCACCCGCCCUCCCCCACAGCCGCUGUCGCAAAACUCUUUCCCAUGCUCCCCCCAGACACCGCCAACACACUCUUAUCAACCUCCUGGCUCCAGUCUAUACCCGCGGCAUUCUACUCUCCCCCCUCACAAUCCAGCACUGCAAACUCCCACUACCCACUGCACUCUCACCCAUCCCUCUGCAGUUUGGCCCUGCUGAAGUACAGUACCCACUGCACUGUACUCCAAAGGAGGUUGGAUAUGAUCCCUGGACAUACACAAAUCUUUAGCCAUCCCGGAACCCUGCCUCCUCCUGGGACCUUCCCUUCCUCCAUUCCCCUCACGGCUGAUGGUUUUUUUUUGGUUUGAC